This is a messenger RNA of Marasmius oreades (fairy-ring Marasmius), 1525 nucleotides long. RefSeq lists its product as uncharacterized. Gene Ontology annotation, cellular component: COP9 signalosome; cytosol. The transcript has 6 exons. The record is from RefSeq and is a predicted model, not a curated record. Bases 95 to 1432 code for a protein of 445 amino acids. NCBI's taxonomy places the organism in Eukaryota, Fungi, Basidiomycota, Agaricomycetes, Agaricales, Marasmiaceae.
UAAAUAGCUCCAGCCUAACAGAAGAGAAUAAAGGAGGACGCACAGCGCCGUUGGAGUGUAUCCUCCCACGCAGUACACGUGCGUCUGUUGAAGGAUGGACUCAGAACUUGCUCAAAUAUCCUCUCUGGACAACAGAUCAAAGCCUCAGGCUCUUAUCAGACUCGUCAACUCUAUACUAUCUCGAACAGACCUUUCCGCCGUCGCCAGCGAUCUCAACACUGUCGUCGACUACGUUGUAAACCAGGAAUCUGUUGGCCUCGUUGUUGGUCGCCAAGUUUUGUCUGAGGUUGUGAAGCAACUUGGGGAAGGUGCUGUUUCAGACCGUGAUGUUCAAAAACGCGUAGUCGAGGACACCAUCACCACCGUUCAGCCGAAAAUCGUUAGUUUUGAAGAGCAGGUUAGCACCCUACGCUUUCAACUCGCGGACAUUUUGGAGAACGAAGAGGAAUGGAGCGAAGCGGCUCGUGUGCUUAUGGCUGUUCCCUUAGAUUCAGGCCAGAGAUCCAUGCCAGACAGUGAAAAGAUGCGAAUCUACGUCAGGAUUGUUCGUCUUCUACUUGAAGACGAAGAUCCGACCAUGGCCGAAACCUACUUCAACCGCGCCCAGGGUCUUGUCCACUCUACAAACGACCGAGAAGUCAUGCUCCAGUUCAAACUAUGCCAGGCCCGAAUCAGCGACUAUACACGCAAGUUUCUUGAAGCCGCCAGAAGUUAUCAUGAGUUGAGUUACGUUGGCGAAAUAGACGAGGAGGAGCGAAGACAUAUGCUCCUGGCGGCGGUGACAUGCGCAGUUCUUGCUCCGGCAGGACCCAACCGCUCUCGCAUCUUAGCAUCUUUGUAUCGAGACGAGCGAUCCAGUGAGCUUCCUACAUAUAAUAUACUUUCCAAAAUGUUUCUGGAUCAUAUCCUUCGAUCUACCGAGAUCAAAGAAUUCGAGAAAACCUUGAAACAACAUCAAUUGGCCAAGAUCGGGAUAUCCUCCAACGACCAUGUAGCCUCUUCGACGCACGAUGACGCAACAGGCAUCCCAGUGUCUACUCGUACUGGUCCCUCUACUGUGCUUGAUCGCGCCGUGAUGGAACAUAACCUACUUGCAUGUUCCCAAGUCUAUAACAACAUCACUUUCCGAGGACUUGGUACCCUUCUAGAUUUGACCCCAGGUGCUGCAGAAACAAUGGCACGACGGAUGAUCGAACAGAGAAGAUUGCGAGGUUCGAUUGACCAGGUGGACAAGCUGAUAUGGUUUGAGAGUAACCGCGAAGAGGAUGAUGCUCAAGGGCAGGCGGGUGGUCUCGGCGACGUUGAAAAAGCUGAAGAUACUGGAGCACCUUUCACAAAGCGUUGGGACGCGCAGAUUCGGGUUACAGCUGCAAAUGUCGAGUCUAUCGUACAUCAGUUAACAGAGAAGGGGCUUGUUAGAUCGCAAGCAUGAGAGUGGGGGGUGGACUAAAUAGGCAAUGGCAUUGUUAUACACCUCUGCUUAACUAAGAAUCGUCGCCUGCAGAACAAUUAAUCCUUCCUCCGU